AUGGAGGAUCACACAGGACGCUAUGUGAUUGGACUAGAAAAAGUAGAACAAAUUCCUGAAAAUGGAGGUCACUCGAUCACAAUUCGUCUGAUCUUUUAUUUGGAAAUACCGGAUGUAGGGAAUCCGCAAAAUGAGAAGUGGAAAGUUCGCUUUUGCUGUAAUCUCCACGAAAAUCCGGAAGCUAUUGACUUAAGACAAAGUGGAAUUGAGGAGAUAAAUGAUGAAGUAAACUCUGCAAUUCGCAAUGCUGUAACAAAGAUUUUGCUUGCUAUGAAAGGAGAUUUAAACUCAAUUGUUGUUGGACAUGACUACACCUUCUAUCCGGAAAUGUCGCUUGAGCUAAUCAAGGCCUCUUUUAGAUCAGAUCAAUCCGAAAUGACCCAGAGGAAUAGAUUUAUCACGGGCCCUAGAUUCCGGACGGCUUCCGUGGGUACUGAAGCUAGUGUCGAAAGAGCAAAGGAACCCCAACCCGAACAAGUGUCCUUUAUCACACUGAAAGCCCCAUUUCAUGUUCAUCCGAUACUGGGGCAAAUUAAUCAUGUGCUAAGUAAACCUGGAGAGGCUGUCCCCUUUCUUGUGCUCCCCGGUAACGUCGAGCGUCCAAUCAUUGAACUCCCGCAGUCAAUCUCUGACGUUGUCCUUCAAAAUAUUGAUAAUAUCGUCGGUUCCCUUCGAAAUACGAAUUACGCCCAACCCCAUGAAAUACAUUACUACAGUCUACCUUCUAAAUCCGUUCGUACAAGCACACCAGAAGUUUCAGGGAUAGUAUAUCAUUCUUCGGCUCCCAAUACAGUGAAUCGACAAUCUGGUUCUAAUCUAAUUGGCAAUAAAUCUCAGGCAUAUUCGUCCGGAACAGAUUCAACUGGUUCACUAUCACUGACUUCACGAGAUUUUACUGCUAUUGACUAUUCAUCUGAUCCUAUCCAUUUGACGCCGGUUACGCCUUUUAACAAGAAUCUUCAAGACACCCAAAGUGGAUUUAUUCAACAUAGAGAUACUGAAUUAGACUUCAAUGAGCAUGGAAGAAUUCCUCCAGUACAAAGUACAUCAAUACCAUUCUCUCCUUUCCCCAUGUCCCCAACAGUACGAAGGGGAAUUUCAAAUAUUCCAAGAUCAUUCAGUCCUUCAUCUCAGUCACAGCUUGAGAAUAUGCAGCAUUUUCGGUUCAGCUCGAUGAAACCUCCAAUCUAUGCUAGAAGUAAAACAAUGUCUCCUUGUAGGCAUAACUGCGUCACAUUCUCUGAUCAAAUUCAAACUCAUCCUAUUCCACAAGCAUAUAAUGCGAUGUUUGAGCCGAGUAAGCUAAAUAAAGCUACCAAUAUUUCAACUGGUUAUCUACCGCGUCAGGCACGCGCAUCUUCAACUCAUUUUGAUUUCAAUAACAAGGGAGUAAAUCCUGGCAUGAACUUCGAGACACCACUAAUACACUACCCUAUGGCCUCUGAUCCAACGCCAUCGGCCAUUGUCAAACCUGAUAUCUCAAUGAUGACUUCCCCAAGUCUACAAAUGAUUGAAUCGCCAACCAGUUACUCUGUACUAACGAGUCCUCAGCAGACCCCAAAGAAAUGCAUUAGUUGCCCAUCGAUUCCAUCAGAUGUUCAAGUAUCACCAAUGCAAUAUCAGUCACCCUAUUUGGCUUCCCAUAUUGGCCCGGUCACAUCAAAUUUUGUAAAGUGCGUAUUUAAUGGAAAGGUGGAAAUUCAAGGCACUUCAGGGGAAUUUGAACAAAAAUUGCUUCAACCUACUUUGAUCAAUCGACUUGCUGUAGUUGCGCCUGCUUCUAUUAGUGAGAACAAGAAAGUUCCGACAAAGUUUACGCUUGCUUAUGUGCCCCCUUUCGAAAAAAUGCGCCAAACUUUGAUAUUCAGGGUUUUAUUCAUUGUUUUAUUAGUUAUUUUCGGAUUUUUCUCAAUUAAUCUUAUUAAUUCAAAAAAGGAUGUAAUUACUAUAUUUGUGAUAACACCAACAUAUUAUCGCAUCACCCAAAAACCGGAGUUGGUGCGGUUAUGUACAGUAUUUUCCCAUAUUCCUAAUUUACAUUGGAUAGUAAUUGAGGAUUCUAUCAACAAAACAGACUUAGUUACCGACUUAUUGAAGCAAUGCAUUGUUACAUCAACACAUUUGAAUAUGCCUUCUCCUAAUGAUAAGAAAUAUAACAUUAAAGGUAGCAACCAGCGAAAUGCUGGCUUACAAUGGCUAAGGGAAACUUACAAGCCUGGGAAAUGCCGUGGUGUAGUUUAUUUUGCUGACGAUGACAACACAUACGAUCCACGAAUAUUUGAGGAAAUGAGGACACUUCAGUUAGGAGCCACAUGGCCGGUGGGAAUCGUCGGUGGGAGUAGUUGGGAGGGCUGUAUCUGCUCCCCAGAUAAUCCCAAUCGGAUAACUGGAUUUUGGGCGGGUUACAAACCCUGGCGAAGUUUCCCCAUCGACAUGGCAGCAUUCGCUGUCAAUCUCGAUCUUAUCUUCACGCAUCCCAAUGCCUCGUUUGACUACGAACACGUAGAACAACAGGAGGGCACAAUUCUUUCUCAGCUGGGGUUCAAAUCGGCGCAUGAGUUGGAACCAAGAGCAAAUGGCUGCUCAAAAGUAAGAAUUUCAUUCAAAAUAUGCAGCUAUUUCAAUUGUGCAAUUUAUUUUCCAAACCACUUUGCCCACUUUUAUCUAAAACGCAAUAUUUUAAUUUUUUUAAUCAGAAAUACAAUCUAA
Rodentolepis nana is the source of this 2709-nucleotide messenger RNA. The record is from the annotation of a GenBank genome assembly. NCBI's taxonomy places the organism in Eukaryota, Metazoa, Platyhelminthes, Cestoda, Cyclophyllidea, Hymenolepididae.